GAAAAUGAAUGCGUGUACAGUACCUAAUCGCAGCUAAAAAUGCAGUAUAUCAUCAUCGGUGGACUAUUUAUGCUGGCAACUUUUCACUUCAACGAACGCACCGCUAUGGCUGUAAAUCAACAUAUGGCGACGGCCCAGGAAAAUCGAGUCGUUAAAAAAUUUUCACCCCACCCGUACUUCGAUUUUGAUGUGCCUCGGAACAUUACGACCCGCGUGGGACAAACGGCGUUCAUCAACUGCCGGGUCGAGCAAAUGGGUGACAAAUCGGUCUCAUGGAUUCGGAAACGGGAUCUACACAUCCUGUCUGCAGGAACCGCCGUCUACACUUCAGACGAGCGCUUUCAGGUGAUACGAUCCGAGAAAGCGGAGAACUGGACGCUGCAAAUAAAAUUUGCCCAGCAAAGGGACUCCGGCAUAUACGAGUGUCAGGUGAACACGGAGCCAAAGAUGUCCAUGGCGUUUCGCCUGAACGUAGUAGAAGCGAAAGCCAUUAUCCUUGGACCAACGGAUCUAUACGUAAAAAUGGGCAGCAUCGUUACGCUGACGUGCAUCAUCAGCCAGGGACCACACGACCUAGGGACAAUCUAUUGGUAUCGAGGAUCGAGCCUCGUGCAGCCGGUACUACUGCAGUCUAGUGAUCCAUCAUUAGCAUAUCUACAUCGAAUAUCGGUCGAACUUAAGUGGACGGAAGCGCUUACAUCACGUCUGAAAAUUCUCGGUGCCAAAUUGUCUGACACGGGCAACUAUACGUGUCUUCCGACGUCGGCCGAGGGCAGCAGCGUACUGGUGCAUGUGAUAAACGGAGAGCAUCCUGCGGCAAUGCAGCGCGGAUGCGCGACAACCACCAACGGGAAUCACCGGCGAAGCAUACAGCUGCUCGCCGCGAUGCUGGCUGUGCUGCUGCUCGCCCUGCACCCUGGUGUCCUUCGGGGCGAGCUCGGGCAACCGGUGCCGACUGGCGAUGGCGACAGGACGCCGCAAAGGACCCCAGCGCCAGCUCAGGACAGCUCGGGAUGCAAAGUGAUACCGAGGCGACCCCGCGGCACUAUAUCAUCGUCAACUGCAGCGUAA
This is a messenger RNA of Anopheles cruzii, 1071 nucleotides long. RefSeq names its product zwei Ig domain protein zig-8-like. Gene Ontology annotation, cellular component: neuron projection membrane. The record is from RefSeq and is a predicted model, not a curated record. NCBI's taxonomy places the organism in Eukaryota, Metazoa, Arthropoda, Insecta, Diptera, Culicidae. Bases 40 to 1071 code for a protein of 343 amino acids. Gene Ontology annotation, biological process: synapse organization. The transcript has 8 exons.